ACACGUGUGAUUUGUCUCCUGUCGUUGCAAAGUUGGCAAAACUUCCGAUCAAACUAUAGGUGAAAGUUACAUUUCUGGCCGCUUGUUAACCCCGAAAAUAUGACGUCUGAAGCAAAGUCACAAAGUGAUAUUUUGAAACCAAAACAUUCCAAAGCACUGCUUGGUGUGGAGGGAAUUAGACAAAAAACAAAAGAAAGUGUAGUUUUCUCUCUCUUGAAAGAGAAAAAACGUAGUGGUGGAACAUUCAAAAUUGCGCCAUCAUCUUCUUUGCAGAAGGUCAAAGAAUUUCUACCUCACCUAAGGAGUGCAAACAUUAAAAUGCAAGAGGAGCUUAAAAGUGAUCCUAACAAGCAAACAAAGUAUGACAUACAGAACUUAGAUGAAGAAUCUGGAAGAAUAAUAGAAAUGGAUUUGGCUCUUUAUGAAGACACAGAUUCAGACUGUUCAAUUUCAUCUGAAGACAUGAGAACAGAGGCAAACAAUGAAGUGAUAGAUGAAAAUAACAUAAAGUUUCCAGGAGGCAACUUUAAGUCGAACUUAGUUCAAGUUAUAGAAAAGGAUCAAGUAGAACAGGAAAAUAUUACCAUUCCUGUUUAACAACUGAAAAUAUAUUGUACAACUUUCUUAGGAA
This is a messenger RNA of Daphnia carinata, 631 nucleotides long. Its product is annotated as NOP protein chaperone 1-like. The record is from RefSeq and is a predicted model, not a curated record. The coding region runs from base 100 to 597 and encodes 165 amino acids. The transcript is spliced from 4 exons. Lineage: Eukaryota; Metazoa; Arthropoda; Branchiopoda; Diplostraca; Daphniidae. Gene Ontology annotation, biological process: box C/D snoRNP assembly. Gene Ontology annotation, molecular function: box C/D methylation guide snoRNP complex binding.